AUGCGAGUGUAUUUAUCAAUAUUUACUUGUUGAGAUUAAGGUUAAUAACUGUGACUCUCUACGGAAGUAAAUAAUAUAAUAUCGUAUUAAGUUUAAUUAUCAUAUCGAUCAAUUUACGAAGAAAGCAUGCCGGGCUCAGUGGAACACCGGAAUGUUACACCAUUAAUAAAUUUUAUUCGAGAUGUUUGUCGAGGUCGUAAAAUCACACUGGCCCAUAGAUACGCUGAUGACCAAGCCAAGCGUACUCAACCUCCACCAAAUGUACCAGGUGGUCCAUACCACAAAACUUCGCAAAUUUACUAUUACACUCGAGAUGCAAGACGAGAAGUUAAGCCACCGAUAUUAAUUGAUGGAGUAAAACAAAUUACAGAGAAGGCAUCUGUCGCUGAAAAGAAAUUUAUCACUCCGGGGAAAACCUAUAAUUGGUGUUCUUAACUUCUCAGAAUAAAGCUAACUAUUAGUGUUAUGUUACAAACAUACUGAUGUCUAUAUAACAUUGUUCAAUUAGUUUGCUUAGCUAUUGUAUAUAGAAAAUAAAUUAAAUUGCUUUCAUUUA
Acromyrmex echinatior (Panamanian leafcutter ant) is the source of this 556-nucleotide messenger RNA. RefSeq names its product NADH dehydrogenase [ubiquinone] 1 alpha subcomplex subunit 7. NCBI's taxonomy places the organism in Eukaryota, Metazoa, Arthropoda, Insecta, Hymenoptera, Formicidae. Gene Ontology annotation, biological process: ATP synthesis coupled electron transport; mitochondrial electron transport, NADH to ubiquinone. Gene Ontology annotation, cellular component: respiratory chain complex I; mitochondrial inner membrane. The record is from RefSeq and is a predicted model, not a curated record.